GAUUCCUACGGAUAUUUGUAAAAAUGCAACGCAUAUUGUACUCUUCAGUAGUAGAAGUUCAACUCGAAAACUUGCUGAUAUUAUAAGUCCUUAUACAGAUACUGAUCUGCACAAAGCUUCAAAGGUCCUCAAUGGUUAUUUGAGACAAAAGGAAUUUGUGGUCAUCGAUAUAAAUAAACCAAGAUCUGAAUCUUUUUCACUUCGAUAG
Funneliformis geosporum is the source of this 208-nucleotide messenger RNA. The record is from the annotation of a GenBank genome assembly. NCBI's taxonomy places the organism in Eukaryota, Fungi, Glomeromycota, Glomeromycetes, Glomerales, Glomeraceae.